UGUUGUUGUCCUAGUUUAUUUAAUUUUAGUAAUGAAAUAACAAAAGUAAAUGGUGUUUUUGGAUUUAUACAUGGCAGCGUAAAAGUAUGGCAAAUACAAAAGUAAUCUCAACCAUAUCACAGGAAAGGGAAGAGCCCGAGGAAACAAUUAGUCAUGGAGGGCUCGAACUCGAACCUCCUGGACAGGGAACAACUUUUGAAAAUCCACCAGAUGGCGGUCUUAGAGCUUGGUUAAUAGUUCUCACGUGUGCAUUGAUAAAUGCGCUACUGAGCAUAAUGCAGAUUAUGAUUCGUGUCUCUUUGAUGGAUUCCAAAAUGUCGUCUGCAACUGGAAUGGACGAUGAAACGCAACAAGAAGUGGAUAAACAAUACGUAGAACUGGUUGAUAUAUAUGCACCGAUAGCUGCGUUAGUUAUGAUAUUCUUUGGUUACAAGAAGACCGUUUGUAUUGGAGCCGGCGUUGUCAUGACUACCGUUAUAUUUAUAUCCUAUCUCGGAGAUGAUGAUACUGAAGGAUUUAUCAAAUUUCUGAUAUAUGGUCCGACAGCAAUAGGAAUGAGUUUUAUCAAACUUGGCGCGUUGAUCCCCGUGUUAGAAUAUUUUACAACAAAGAGAAUAAAAGCUUUGUUUGUGUCCAAAUUAGGAACUCACGUCGGCGAAAUGAUUCUAGCCAUUAUAAUUAUAACGGCCGAGAGUGACGUCAAAGUUUUAUGGAGAAAGUUUUUAAGAGGAUGUUCUGGGCUAUGUAUUGGAAUUGGCUUACUUGGUUUAACCUUACGGGAACUUAAGAUAACAAUGAAGGAGAACAGAUCGGUGACAUUCAUUCAGAAGACGGUUGGACUCGGGAAUAAAGACUUACUCAAGAGUUUAUUGUUUUGGCUGACAUGUGCAGUAUACUUCUUCUUUCACUGGGGAAUAGAGACACCACAAGGUCAGUUCAUUGACAGUGACAUGACAAGCCGGCUGGAAUUUGGUAGAAAUCUCACUAAAGCUCUACUUUACGGACUGAGUCAACCAGCAGGACAGGCAUUGGGAACGUUCAUAGCAUGGGUUGUCAGGAAAACGGUGUACCGGGAGGAGAACCGGCCUGAUGACAUUGCACAUAAAGACAGCCGUCUGACACAUAUAUUUGGUCUGUUAGUGGCUACAUCCUUCACCAUGUCGAUUGGUUGUUUUGUAGCACCAGAGGCAGUAAACUUUGGAUACUUUUUCACUUUUAGUUUACUGUUUGCAACGUUCUUUGGUAUGAACGAGGGAUUAAGAGAUGAUGUGAUACCAGAGGUGUUUGGUAGAGACAAUGUAAGAAUUGUUGAAGGGCUCAUACUGAUGUUUGUUGGUUUUGGCGGAUUGAUUACGAACGAAAUAAUCGUUAAAAUCGAUGAUGGAGGCGCAAAUGAUUGGAAGAAAGUAUUCCGUUACGGAGGUGGUAUGCUGUUGUUGUCAGGGUCUGUAACGACAAUCGUUCUUGUUCUAAAACAUAGUAAAGCACUGGACGAGAUACAGUCGAAAAUAAAUGGCAAUUCUGUUGUUCCAUGGAGAGCAGACGACAAUCGUACAAACGUAUCUGGUACACAACAAACGGUUCCAAACACUCAUAACACCGUAAAUAACCACCAGUCUGUCGGUCCUAUUACGAAUACAUCUCGACAGCAGACUGUGCCGUCAACGAUCAAUGGUAGUUUUCAACCUUACCAGCAGCCAUAUGUUCCAACAUAUAGUCAGAACAGUGGCGUUCAACCUAACCAACAAUCAGCGCCAGGCUAUACCACACGGAAUGAUGGGUUUAAUCCACCGCAGCAGCAGACAAUGGUAGUACAACAUAUGAGCAUGUACGAGCUAUAAUUGUCUCAUUUCAGAACUUUCAACUGAUAUCUCUUCAAUGUACAUUCAUAUUGAAAAGUUGUGAAACAUUUUAUUUGCUGAAGUUUUGUCAUUUGAUUCAAUACAGUAGAAAAAUGAGUACCUAAAAUGCCUAAAACGGCAUAAUUUGAUAUCUUGCGAACUAAGUUUAAUUGAAUAGAGAUAAACAGAAGCCCUAAGGAACGUCCCAAAUGGCAAAAUUGAAAAUGUUGGAGGCUUGGUAAGACUGAGCCAGUUAAUGAACGGUAAUGGUCAGUGCAGGCUAUCCUAGCACUUGUUUCACAUGAAAAUGGUGACAUUUUGAUUUUAGAACAUCCGAAGAUGAUGCUUAAAUAACUAAAUCAAACCUAUUCACCAGUUGUACGUCUUGAGAUAAAAUGAACAGAAAGUACUAAAAUGUUGCCUUUGUUAAGAUACAUUUACUGUACAUAUGAUGAAACUUUAUAAAGAGAAAAACGGAAUCCAAAAGAAAACCCAAAACGUCAAAACUGAAAAUGUUGCAGGCUUGAUUUGAUUGCGCCUGUUCUCGGACGGUAAGCGCAAGCUGCCGUCAAAAUCUUGGAUAUUUAUCAUACAAAGGAAAUUUCUUUCCCAGCUAUAAUGAAUAGUUAAUGAGGACAGAUACAGAUUAUUGAAGAAUUGCAUGACUGUCUGGAUAAAAUGAUUUCGAGAGACCGGAUAUAUCUUAAUCAAUCAAAACAUACUUUAUAAAAGUUUUUUAUAUAUUGUGUACACAUAAUUACAGGACGAUUUUUCCAUACGUGCAACUCAUGUGUAAACAGAAUAUAUGGCAUAUAGCACAAUAAUACAGAGCUUCUGAAAAUUUGAGAAAUUUCAGGUAGAUUGUAUACUUCGUUUGCAUGUCAGAGACAUAUUUCUAGGAAAGGUUCGGUGAAUUAUCAGCAAUUGACUGAUGUUUUUUUUUAU
Molecule: messenger RNA, 2786 nt
Organism: Ruditapes philippinarum (Manila clam)
Lineage: Eukaryota; Metazoa; Mollusca; Bivalvia; Venerida; Veneridae
Exons: 8
Coding region: 87-1841 (584 amino acids)
Source: RefSeq, a predicted model, not a curated record